This is a messenger RNA of Hibiscus syriacus, 2214 nucleotides long. RefSeq lists its product as uncharacterized. Lineage: Eukaryota; Viridiplantae; Streptophyta; Magnoliopsida; Malvales; Malvaceae. Bases 1 to 2214 code for a protein of 737 amino acids. The transcript has 2 exons. The record is from RefSeq and is a predicted model, not a curated record. Gene Ontology annotation, molecular function: catalytic activity.
AUGAUCAUUUCCUUUUGGAAUGUAAGAGGAUUAAAUAAUCCUCUUAAACAAGGCCAAGUCCUUCAAAGGGCAGCCAAGAAUAAUGUGGAUAUUUUAUGCUUGAUGGAAACUCGAGUGAAAUUAGAAAAAUCAGAUGAAUUAUUAGCUACUACUUUUGAGAAUUGGAAUGUUCUCACCAACUAUGGUUUUGCAGUGAACGAUAGGAUAUGGUUUUUAUGGAGGAAAGGUUUGGAUUUCUCCUUAUGUAAAGCUACGGAUCAGAGUAUCACUGUCAAAGGUCUGUUUAAUGGUGCUCCAUUCAUUAUUACUGCAAUCUAUGGUAGUAAUAAUGGCAUUAUUAGAAGACAAGUUUGGCAAGAACUCCGGCAUCUUGAUUCUAAUUAUAGUGACCUUCCUUGGCUCUUGGGAGGUGAUUUUAAUGUUAUCUUGAAUAAUUAUGAAAGUUCUGAUCAAGAGCUUACGGGUAUGUUCACUUCCUCUGACGUGUUAGAAUUUCAGGAAACCAUUCAGGAUCUACAGUUACAAGAUCAUCCUUUCUUUGGUCCUACUUUCUCGUGGAGUAACAAACAAAGCGACAAUUACCUUGCUCGGAAACUCGACAGAGUUCUCAUCAAUCCUUUAUGGUUCGAAUAUUUUCCUCAUUCCUUUAUGGAAUUCUUAGCACCUGGUCCUUCUGAUCAUUGUAUGGUAGCGGUUGAUCUUCACAAAGAGGCCCAUUCAAAUAGACCCAAAUCGUUCAAAUUCUUUAACUGUUGGGCUCUUCAUCCAGAAUUUCUAAACAAUGUUAGUCAAUCAUGGAAUAUGGCAACACAAGGUAAUCCAAUGAAGUCUUUGUUCCUAAAGCUUAAACGUCUCAAAGUUAGCCUUAAACAUCUCAAUAAAGACCACUUCAGUGACAUUUGGGCUAGAACUAGACAAAAAAGAGAAGAACUUGAUAGACAUCAAAUUCUUACCUUAAGAGGUGAUGAUUCGUUGGAGAAAGAACUCGAGUUGCAACGGGAGUUCAAUUCUUUAGCAGAAGCAGAGACCAUGUUCUUAAAACAAAAAGCUAAAAUGCAUUGGCUAAAGGAGGGUGACAAAUGUACAAAGUUCUUUCACUCAGUAAUUGCUACUAAGAACAAGAGGCAUACUAUAAGGGUUCCUGUCAACAAUCGGGGGGAAAGACUUGAAUCAUUUGAUGAAAUGUCCUCGAAAAUACUUGAGUUCUUCAAAAAUCUUUUAGGCUCCAAGAAUCUAGAAGUUAAAGAUUGCUUUCCUGCACUUCUUAAAGGUCUUAUGCAACCUAUCUUAUCACUUGUAGACCCUGAUGCUCUUGUCAAAGAUGUUACUAGUGAUGACAUUAAAGAGGUUAUUUUCAGCCAAGGCAAUGACAAGGCUCCCGGACGGUUUUACUUCUCUGUUUUUCAAGAAAGCUUGGCCAGUGGGUUGAAGCUCAAUGCAGGUAAAUCUGAGAUCUUCACUGUUGGUAUUUCGGCUCAUAAUCUUGACUCUAUCAUCAGUUAUACUGGUUUCAAACAAGGUAGGCUGCUUAUUAGAUACCUGGGGGUACCUCUUGUCACCAGAAAGCUUAUCGAUAAAGAUUACCAAGCUCUGCUAGACAAUAUCAAGAGCAGACUUCACCAAUGGUCUAGGAAGAAAUUGAGUUAUGUAGGAAGGGUUGAGCUUAUUAAGACAGUUCUCUACAGCGUUGCUAAUUAUUGGUGUAGACAACUAGUUUUACCACAGUCCAUUAUCAAGAAGAUUGAGCAAUUAUGCUCCAGAUUUUUCUGGAAAGGAUCGGACACUUCGCCUGUCGAUGCAAGGGUGAGUUGGGUGAAAAUUUGCAAACCGAAAUCAAAAGGAGGCUUGGGAUUAAAGGAUAUCAAGUCCUGGAACAACGCCUACCUAAUUUUUUUGAUCAGGAAAUUACUAGUGAGGGAGGGUUCUCUAUGGAUAGCAUGGCUUCAUAACUACAUAAUUAGGCAGCAUGAUUUCUGGACCAUGGAAGAACCGCAAACUGCUAGCUGGAGUUUCAAGCGAAUGCUGAAGCUCAGAAAUGUCGCUCAAAUAGUGAGUGUAAUAGCAGUAAAAAACACUAAAGAGAUUUGGGAAGAGAUCCGUCCUAAAGACACUAAAGUCGCUUGGCAUAAACUAGUCUGGUAUCCUCUUCAUGUCCCGAAGUAUAUCAUAAUUUCAUGGAUGGUUAUUUUGGAUCGUCUACCACCAAGGACAUAA